This is a messenger RNA of Chiloscyllium plagiosum (whitespotted bambooshark), 1084 nucleotides long. NCBI's taxonomy places the organism in Eukaryota, Metazoa, Chordata, Chondrichthyes, Orectolobiformes, Hemiscylliidae. The record is from RefSeq and is a predicted model, not a curated record.
GACUAUAAUAAACACCACUUUAAGCAAGAAGAAAAAUCCCACGACCUGAAUCAACAUAGAGUAAACAGCAGGAAGGCUGCCCACCCAGAAGCUGAAGGGCAUCACGUCCAUUCGACCAAGUGUGGGGGGCAGAGUGCGCAGGCGCGGCGUUGCUGGUCAUUGACAAGGAUAGAGAUGGAAAUAAAAGCUGUUUGUGUCCUGAAAGAUCAGCACGAUGUUUAUCCUUAUGUCCAUGAUUUAUCCGACCCUAUCAGCGGCGUCAAUGGAGUCGUCGUUUUUGAAUCACAGGCAAAUGGUCAAGUAUUAAUAAAAGGAACUUUUACUGGAUUAACUCGUGGAAAACAUGGGCUUCAUGUGUGUACUUUUGGAAAUCUUUUUAAUGGUUAUCAUAGUGUUGGACCUCAUUUCAAUCCCCGUAAAGGAAUUCACGGUGGGCAACAAGAUAAUGAAAGGCACGUAGGAGAUCUAGGCAACGUUGAAGCUAAUGAAGAUGGUGUUGCUGAGUUUCAAAUAGAAGAUCAAUUCAUUAGUCUUUCAGGAAUUGAGUCUAUCAUUGGUCGAGCCAUGGUGAUUCAAGCAGAGGAAGAUGAUCUGGGAAAGGGUGAAAAUGAAGAGAGCCUCAUCACAGGGAACGCUAUUACAGGUUUAGCCUGGGGAGUCAUUGGAAUAGCUGAUGUCACUGCCAAUUAAAAAAGCACACAUGUCUAACCAGUUCCAUGUCGGCAGUCAAAUGUUAGUAAAAAAAUGUUUUCACAUUAAAUUUAAUAUAUACCAAUGUGCUACAAUGCAGAAAAUAGGCAUUUGUUUUAUAAUUUUUUUGAAGAGAUGUGUUUAAUACAGGAUAAAAUUAAAUGUCUCAAUAUAAAAUUUGUUCUUUUUUUUUAACCAAAUGUCAUUAAAGUUUGUUACCAAAAUGUGAGUUUGUUUGUACAUUUUAUGUUGGUGCACCAGUUAAAUAUUACUGCCAAACUUUAUUAGUCAAUCUCUUGUAUAUAGAGCAGAUUUAGAAUAUUUCUAUGCAACUGCUCAAUGAGAUCACAUUCCUGUAAAGACGUUUACAUUUUCCAAUUUUAUGAGACACAGC